This is a messenger RNA of Lactuca virosa, 2152 nucleotides long. The record is from the annotation of a GenBank genome assembly. NCBI's taxonomy places the organism in Eukaryota, Viridiplantae, Streptophyta, Magnoliopsida, Asterales, Asteraceae.
CAUCAUCACCAAUAUCAAAAGACAAUUAAUGUCUUCUUUAAAGGUAAACCUUGAAAAUUAUCUGAUUCCACUGGAGGAGAUCAACCUUGCAACCAAAGACUUCAGCCCCGAAAGAUGUAUUGGAGGUGGUGGAUUUGGCAAGGUCUACUUAGGAGAACUCUCUGUACGCUGGCAAAACCGCACAGCUGCUAUCAAACGCCGAGCUCCGGAUAGUCACCAAGGAGAGCACGAGUUUCUUAAUGAGCUUCGCAUGAUUUUAAAAUUCAAGCAUGAAAACAUCAUCUCUUUUAUUGGCUACUGUGAUGAAAGCAAUGAGAUGAUCAUAGUUUAUGAGUACGCUAGCAAUGGAAGUCUCGAUCAUCAUCUCCAAUAUGAAAAUAAGAUGUGCAACAUAACAUGGACACAACGCCUCAAGAUUUGUUUAGGGGCAGCAAGAGGACUUGAUUACCUUCACUCGAGUCUUGGGGAGCACACCAGAGUGAUACAUAGAGACUUUAAGAGUGCUAACAUAUUGUUAGAUAAAAAUUUGGUGGCAAAAAUAUGUGAUUUUGGCCUAUCAAAAUGGGGUCCAAAGAAUCAGCCAAUUACCCAUCUCAAUACAAAGGUUGCGGGUACUCAAUUUUACUUGGAUCCCGCUUAUCAUGAAAGCCACAUCCUCCGAAAAGAAUCAGACGUGUACUCAUUUGGUGUGGUACUAUUCGAAAUGUUGAGUGGGAUGCUGGUUUAUAAUGAAAGGAGCCUUGGAGGUGAUAAGGCAGCGUUUCUAAUGAAUUUGGUUCGACAAUCCGAUGAAACGAAAGUACAUGAGUUAAUUGAUCCCCACAUCAGACAUCAGAUUAGUAGUCGUUCUUUCCAUAUGAUUAAAGAAGUUGCAUAUCAAUGCAUUAGUUUAAAUUUAAAGGAACGCCCUAGUAUGGUCACGGUCAUUGGGAUGAUUGAACAUGCAUUGGAUAUUCAAGGUUUACCUGGAUCAGAAGUUGAUACUUUUACAGACAUGAGCGUCGGCGAUUUUCUCAUCCUUUAUCCUUCAAAACUCAAAUUUCCAUUGGGACUAAAGAAGAAAAGGUUAUGUUCCUUCCAAUUGACCAACAAGACUGACCAACUUAUUGCCUUUAAGGUUCUAACAACGAACCCUAAGGAUUACUGUGUUCGUCCAAUCUAUGGAAUUGUGUUACCAAGAUCAAUUUAUAAUGUCAAAGUUAAAGAGAAAGCAAAAAAGGUGGCACCCCCUAACAUGUUGUGCAAAGCAAAGUUUAAAGUUUUGGCUAUUAUGGCACCUAAUGGGACAACUGAAAAGGAUGUGACUAACAAAAUGGUUCUAACAACGAACCCUAAGGAUUACUGUGUUCGUCCAAUCUAUGGAAUUGUGUUACCAAGAUCAAUUUAUAAUGUCAAAGUUAAAGAGAAAGCAAAAAAGGUGGCACCCCCUAACAUGUUGUGCAAAGCAAAGUUUAAAGUUUUGGCUAUUAUGGCACCUAAUGGGACAACUGAAAAGGAUGUGACUAACAAAAUGUUCGACAAGGAUGAUAACAAGGUUGUUGAGGAGUUAAACUUAACGUCUAUAUACAUUCAUGUGCCAGAAAAAUCUUAAGAAUUUUCGUCCCCAAUAGUAGAAGAUGUAAGUAAGAAUUCUUCAUGUCUUGAUCUUUUAAGGAUUAAUGUUGUGCUUUUCUUUUCGUUGAAAUAGGUUUUUAUCGUGUUAACUUAACCUACUUUGACAACUCCCAAGGCUUUUUUUGUCCAUCUCUUUGGCUACAUGCCUAAUAUAUUCCUUAAUUUAUGAAAUAUGUCUAGUAUGUAUAAUGAUUAAUUUCGUUCUUUAUAUUGUAGUUGUAUUAGACUAUCAGACAUCACAAAACAAACUCAAUAACCCCUUAUAAAUUUCUUUCCACUUGAAUUAUCUUUCAUUUAUCAAGAAAAUCAUUUUUGGUAAAGCUCUUUCACCCAUGUUUCUUAUGUUAUUCGAAAGCACCAUAAAUAUAGAUAGCCAAUUGAUUUUUUUUUUAUCGAAAAUCAAAAUUACUUAUAUACUACUCCUUAAUCCAUUAUGUCCUAGAUGAGACUUGAACCCUCAACCUGCAUUAGAGAGGGAAACACCUGAUAACGUUAGGCUAGAAUCCAUUUGGUAGAUAGAACACUCAUUUAAGCAUCC